GCUUCACUCCAGCCCAGGAUCUUGCUGCUGCUGCCGCCACCACCAGCCCUUCGCCUCCUCCUCCUCUUCUGCACUGCACAGACCAGUCGCUGGGGCCCCUCCACUGCAAUAAAAUGUUUGACGGCUCCCUCCUGCCUCUCUUAUUUCCUUUCCUGCUGCUCUGGGGACUGGACACCGCCACAGCCGGCGGCGCGGCGCUGGAAGUGGCCAUCCCGCAGCGAGUGGCGCUGGAGAAGAUCCACCUGCUGCAGCCGGCCGGGGCCGGGGCCGGGCACGGGAGCAGCCCCCGGCGCCGGCGCUCGCCGCCCGAGGAGGAGGCCGUGCUGCUCCGCCUGGCGGCCUCCGGCCGGGAGCUCUACCUGCACCUCCGGCGGGACCUGCACUUCCUCGCGCGGGGCUUCGCGGUGGAGGAGCCGGGAGAGGCCCGGGCCCGCAGCCGCCCCCCGGCCGAGCAGCUCUGCUUCUACACGGGCCACGUGCUGAACCGCAGCGACUCCUUCGCCUCCCUCAGCACCUGCGCCGGGCUGAUUGGCUAUAUCCAGAUUGGAACAGAACAGCUGCUAAUACAACCUGUAAAUAUCUCAGAGACCUCAUUCAGUGGAAGAGAGCAUUUCAUCAGGCACAAACGAGCCUCAAAAUCCACCUAUCCUGCUAAGUCCCAGGUCCCUGCCGAGCACUGCAAAGUCGUAUCAGAAAAGAAGAGACAAAAGAAGAUGAAACCAGCGAAUGACUGGCGAGAGCGAAGAAAUGCCAUCCGACUCACCAAUGAGUAUACAGUAGAAACCCUGGUAGUGGCUGAUGCUGAUAUGGUGCAGUACCAUGGAGCUGAGGCAGCCCAAAGGUUCAUCCUCACAGUUAUGAACAUGGUGUACAAUAUGUUUCAGCACCAGAGCCUCGGAAUUAAAGUCAGCAUUCGAGUGACCAAGCUAGUCCUCCUUCGAAACCGUCCUGCAAAACUGUCCAUUGGGCACCAUGGAGAGAGGUCUCUGGAGAGUUUUUGUCACUGGCAAAAUGAAGAGUAUGGUGGAGCAAAGUAUCUUGGUAAUAAUCAGGUUCCUGGUGCAAGAGAUGAUACCCCUCCUGUGGACGCUGCUGUCUUUGUUACCAGGACAGAUUUCUGCGUACACAAAGACGAACCCUGUGACACAGUGGGGAUCGCUUACCUGGGAGGUGUAUGCAGUGCCAAGAGGAAGUGUGUCCUUGCUGAAGACAAUGGUCUCAAUCUGGCAUUUACCAUAGCACAUGAACUUGGGCACAACAUGGGGAUGAGCCAUGACGAUGAUCAUUUGUCCUGCGCAGGAAGAUCUCACAUAAUGUCUGGAGAAUGGGUGAAGGGCAGGAACCCCAGUGACCUUUCUUGGUCUUCCUGCAGCCGUGACGACCUUGAAAACUUCCUAAAGUCCAAGGUGAGCACCUGUUUGCUGGUAACAGACCCCCGAAGCCAGUAUGCCCUGCGGCUUCCUCACAAGCUGCCAGGGAUGCACUACAGCGCCGAUGAACAGUGCCAGAUCCUAUUCGGGACCAAUGCCACUUUCUGUAAGAAUAUGGAGCAUUUGAUGUGUGCUGGGCUGUGGUGCUUGGUGGAAGGAGACACGUCUUGUAAAACCAAGCUGGAUCCCCCUCUGGAUGGCACAGAAUGUGGCACAGACAAGUGGUGCCGAGCUGGGGAAUGCGUCAGUAAAACUCCCAUUCCUGAGCACGUCGAUGGAGACUGGAGCAUGUGGAGUCAAUGGAGCAUGUGCAGCAGGACAUGUGGUACCGGUGCCCGAUUCAGACAGCGGAAAUGCGACAAUCCCCCCCCUGGGCCAGGAGGCAAGAACUGCCGGGGAGCCAGUGUGGAACACACAGUUUGUGAAAAUUUACCCUGCCCUAAAGGAGCGCCUAGCUUCAGGGACCAGCAGUGCCAGUCUCAUGACAGAUAUACCAACAAGAAGAAAAGCCUCUUGACAGCUGUCAUCAUUGAUGAUAAGCCGUGUGAACUCUUCUGCUCUCCUCUGGGGAAGGAGUCUCCUGUGCUGGUGGCAGACAGGGUUCUUGAUGGUACUCCAUGUGGGCCUUAUGAGACUGACCUCUGCGUACAUGGCAAGUGCCAGAAAAUCGGCUGCGAUGGGAUCAUUGGCUCAGCUGCCAAAGAGGAUCGUUGUGGAAUCUGCAACGGAGAUGGCAAAACCUGUAAAGUGGUGAAAGGAGACUUCAACCACACCAAGGGGAUGGGUUAUAUUGAAGCAGCGGUGAUCCCUGCGGGUGCUCGACGGAUCCGAGUGGUGGAGGAUAAACCUGCCCACAGUUUUCUGGCUUUAAAAGAUUCCAGUAAGAGAUCCAUUAACAGCGACUGGAAAAUUGAGCUUCCUGGUGAGUUUCAGAUCGCAGGCACUACUGUCCGGUACGUGCGAAGGGGUCUAUGGGAGAAAAUGUCUGCCAAAGGACCAACUAAAAUACCACUGCACUUGAUGAGUAGAGAGGCUGGAGAGGUCAUACAUGAGCCUGUUAGAAGCAGGUUUCACACCUCAGCAUCACUGCAGCGGCGGCGUAGCGAGGUGCUGUUAUUUCACGACCAGAAUUAUGGAAUUCAUUACGAAUACACCAUUCCUGUCAACUAUACCGCCGAAAACAGAAGCGAGCCAGAAAAACAACAGGAUUCUUUGUACAUCUGGACACACAGCGGAUGGGAAGGAUGCAGUGUGCAGUGUGGAGGAGGUGAACGUAAAACCGUUGUGUCCUGUACUAGGAUCGUUAACAAGACUAUGAUGCUGGUGAAUGACAGUGACUGCCAGCGUGUGAUGCGCCCUGAACCCCAAGUCAGGAGAUGUAACACACACCCCUGCCAGUCACGGUGGGUGACAGGCCAUUGGAGUUCUUGCUCUGCCACCUGCGAGAAAGGCAUCCAGUACCGGGAAGUGACUUGUGUUUAUCAGUUGCAGAAUGGCACCUAUGUUAACACCAGAGACUUCUACUGCUUGGGCAACAAACCCACACCAAUACAAAGCUGUGACGGCCAGGACUGCCUUUCUAUCUGGGAGGCUUCAGAAUGGUCAAAGUGCUCAGCGGAUUGUGGCAGGGGAAUCCAGAAGAGAACAGUAAUGUGCACGAAUUCUCAAGGGAAAUGCGAUGCAGCCACCAGGCCAAGGGACGAGGAAGAGUGUGAGGAUCACACAGGCUGUUAUGAGUGGAAAACAGGGGAUUGGUCUAAGUGCUCCUCAACCUGCGGGAAGGGCCUCCAGUCACGUGUGGUGCAGUGUAUGCACAAAGUCACCGGCCGCCAUGGCAACGAGUGCCCUGUCCUAUCCAAGCCAGCAGCCUACAGGCAGUGUCACCAAGAGGUCUGCAAUGAGAAGAUAAAUGUCAACACAAUUACCUCGCCCAGACUUGCUGCUCUCACAUAUAAGUGUACAGGAGACCAGUGGACAGUGUACUGCAGGGUGAUCCGUGAGAAGAACCUGUGCCAGGACAUGAGAUGGUAUCAACGCUGCUGCCAGACAUGCAGAGACUUUUACGCAAACAAGAUGCAGCAGAAGAGUUAAUGAAUUGGUGCUGCCGCUUAGGGUAUUACAGCUAUUUCUAUGUAAAUCACGAACUAGUAGCUCUGAGUACUGGAACUUAAUGAGUUGCUACAAUGUGGUGGAUUCCAAAGCAUACCUAAUAAGACUUGAAACUAAUUCUGCAGACUGGAUGUACCAAAGUAAUCCACUCAUCCACCUUAAAAAGAGUUAUCUCAAGGAGCCAAUCACGUAGAAUUUUAUUGUGUUUUGACAUCAUUACAUUUUUCAUUAAUGCUUUUUACUUUAAUAUAUUAUUACCAGCCACUGGAUGGCUUGCUACCAUUUGAAAAAAAAAAAAAGACAAGAGUUGCAACGUGAUUAAAUUGACUAAAGUCAUGUGUACCUCAGUGGGAGAAAGCCUCUGGCAAAUAACUCAGCAAACGUGCAGACAUUACUUAAUGCUUCAACCUUGGCUUCCAUCUGAUGCUCUUAAUUCCCAACAGUUAGCAUGCUGUGGGGUGGGCUUGGAGGGACACACACAAAUGAAAUGCUUAAUUUAAAAGGGGGAUUUGCUAUAAAAGCUUGUGAAAACCGAUAGCAGAGGAUGGAUGUCUCUGAAAUUUCUGCAGAAAGCUCAGCACAGUUUUAUCCAACAUUCCAUUUAAUGUAAUUAAAAAAAAAACUAAUUGGGAAUUCCUUCUCCUGUCUGGUUCUGAAAACAUAUCCCCCUCUCUUUAUUUAAAAAAACAUGUGUUUUCUUUUAUGGUGCCUUACUCUCCUCAAUGAGUUUAAAGAAAUGGAAGCUAAUUAACCCAGGAGCAGACAGUUAAUUUUAAGCCAGAACCACUUGCAUGAGAUGGAAGUAGCUGGAAAUCAUUUAAACAUAUACGGUUUGUUGGGGAGGGGUUGUUUAACCUCCUCUUUCCAAUUUUUGGAAUUCGAUCUGAUAAUGAGACAGAAUGCUAUUUCUUAAGGGUAUUGUGAAACCAACUAGGGUUGGCACAUACCCGAAACAGAGAUCAGAACAGCAUUUGCAGGAAGGGUAACUUAGAGACCAAGCAGAUCUUUCCCCUCUCUAGGAUGUAUACAUCAUAAAUCCUUCUGAGACAGAAAGGGAGCAGUUAGUAGACUUUCAGGGUGAAAUUCUGAGCUAAUUGAAGCCAAAAUGGCAAAACUCCUAUUGCCUUCAGUAGGGCCAGAGUUUCACACUCAGGCUAUGCCUACACUGGCAAUUGAACGACAAAACUUUUGUCUUUCAGAAAAAAACAACCCAAAAGACAAAAGUUUUGCCAGCAACUAGCGCCAGCGUGAACAGUGUGCCAGACUCUCCUGCCAACAACGCAAACGCCGCUUGUUGGGGGUGGAAGUGUUUUGUCGGCAGGAGAGCCGAGAAACAGCGGCUACACGGUGCGACUUUUAGUGGCACAGCUGUAGCGAGACAGCCAUGUCGCUAAAAGCUGUGUAGUAUAACUGUAGCAUCAGUCUUGUUUCCAUUUGCUUUGUUACCUUGUGUUCCUUUAAUCAGGACAGUUGGAGAGUGCUGUGUAAAUGAUAGUGUCUUACACGUGUCUAAACUUCAGACCGAAUUCGUCCCUGAGAUUUAAAUGGGAGCUCCACACAGGGCAGAAUUUGGUUUAGUAAGCGUUACAGUCGAUCAAUGUCUCUUUGCCAUAUCUAACUCAGGCUAUGUGUAUGCUACAGCCGGAAUCCUCGCUCUGAGAUCGAUCCACCGGUGGUCGAUUUAGCAGGUCUAGUGAAGACCCACCAAAUGGACAGUAGAUCACUCUCUAGCCAACCCUUGUACUCUACCCCCAACGAGAAGAGUUAGGUAAGUCGACAGGAGAGUUUCUGCCGUCGAUCCCCCACGGUAUAGACCGCACGGUAACUCAACCUAAGGUAUGUCGACUCCAGCUACGUGAAUAACACAGCUGGAGUUGCGUAGCAUAGGUCAGCUUAGUGUAGACAUAGCCUCAGACACGUAUCCUUUCCCUUGCCAAGCUCCGCUGCCAUGCGUGCCGUGGGUAGGUUACACUCACGCUCUGUGAAAUCAGCCGAGCCUUAUGGGUGAAUUAUAGGAUUAUACUCGCUUUAGAGACACAUGUUAAUAUUUAUGAUUUUGGAGAUGGGCACAGAACAAAACCCAGUCCCCAGCAUUAAACAUUGGGAAAGUCUGGAUCCGAAUGUGGGCAUUGUGGCUCAUGCCUCUCUCUCGUGUUAUUGCUACUAUUGCCUUCCUUUAAUGUGCCGAGGGAUAAAGGCAUUUAGUACUUAACAUUUUUAAACAACAUUUUCUCCCUUAUUAAGACUGUUCCAGUAUCCAGGAGCUCAGUGAAAUAAUUUGUUAUGGCUUUAUUAAGGGCUGAGCUUUCAAACAUAGGAACCUAAGUUCCAUCUGCAGAUGGGUAACUGCAUAUGCAUCCACAUUUGCAUGGGCAAAAUGUGUCCUUGCUUGUGCAACUGGGCUUGUGCACCCAAGUGCUGAUCUGCACGCACAAAGGCACAUUUGUGUACACAAUUACCUCUCUGUAAGUGCUUGGCCCUAACAGAUCUCUGUUCUGCAUACUAGAUAGUUUUUGUGUGUGAGGGAAAUGAUUCUAAUUUGGUGGUGGUUAUACCGGUGGCCCUUUGGGUAAGUUCCUUUUAAAAUCAGAAUUAAACCUUUUCCUCCUACUUCUAACCUUGGGUCCAAAUUCAGAGGUGACAUAGUUGGUUGUGUAAGUUACCACAUAGCAUAAGUCAGUAUAAAAUGGUGUAGUUAAUGCAGAAAGAGAGGUGGGGGGAAUGUAGCUGAUUGAUGGUCAUGGUAUAAAAAACAAAAUUGACAGACUAGGCAGAUAAACAGGUAAUGAGAAAGUGCAAGAAGGUAUGAGAUCAAACAGAGCGUGCCUGCUUUACCUUAAGAAUGCCUGUUAGUUUUUCCUGCUAUACUCUCCCCAUUCAGUCCCUUGACAUGUAAGUUACACCCCUUUACCCCAGCCUACUGACAUCCCCCUCACUCUGCCAUUCACGGCCCCCAUUGUAAAGUGAUUUGCAUCCCUGUUAGGGUUUGGGAUUUUCUUAAAGGGUAAGAUUUCAGCUCACCGUGUGGCUUGACUCUGUGCAAUGCCACAUCCUCGCAUGCUGUUUAUGACAGCAUGUUACUUGUGUUGUUUUAUGCUGUCGUGCGAUUUACCCCAAGACCCUUUCAUUCUGUUCAGAGUGAUAAGAAAUGGAUUUCUUAAGUAGUGGGAGUUUUUUCACCUCCUCAAGGCCCUGAUCCAGCCCCCUCUGCAGUCAAUAGAAAUACUCCCAUUGACGUCAGCGGGGUUUGGGGCCGGGCCCCAAGUUUGCAUCCAUAUAAUGGGACAUGAAUCUGCUGGUUUAAUGGAUGGAUUUCUUUUGACUGAGCAAAAAUGUCAUUUAUUUCUGAGCCGAAAUCCUCCUACGUUAAAAACAGAGCCCCAUUUGUAUUACUUGAUCUCCUGAUGACCCUAAAUCCCGUCCCAUUUGGUAACGGCCAAAAAUAUCAACAAAAAUGUUUAAUUCUGCACUUUUGCUUUGUAUCAUUUUAUAGACGCUUUUACUAUGAAUUUACAGCUACGCUCUGUCCUCAGUUACUACAUACCAGUGAAAAGAAAGCUGUUUAUUUCAGUGUAGCCAUGACGAUAUUUUUUUUUGUUGUUCAUAAGAGAUUGAUGCUCUUUGAUUACAGUGGUGGUAUUUCCAUAUUGUAAACAAUACUCUCUGUACUGUUACUAAAGUACUGUACAUUUCUAGUUGCACAGUUGUGUUACGGAGUGUAGAUUCUCACUAUCUUAUGUAUGGUGCUAUUUCUGUGUUGUUGGUGGAAAAGAAAUCUUAGCAGUUGAUUAUUGCUUGAUAUUUUAUUAUAAUACAGGGAUAUAUCCUCCAUGGCAAUAAUAGCAUUUAAGGUUCUCAUUACAGAGUGAAAUGUAUAUAUUUUUCCAUUAGUUAAUUUACAUAUGUACUGUAUCCAUGGUUUAAAAAAAAAUUGUGCUGGCUAUAAAUAGAAAAAAAAAAGUCAAGCAGAAUGGAACUAGUUGUAAAUGAAAAUCAAAAAGAGAGGAUUGUUCCAUUCUGAAACAGAUUGAAUAGGUUUAAUAGUAAAUUAAUUUUUCCAUAACAAUCUUAUAAGGUUUAUGAACUUGAAAAAAUGCAAAGCAAAACCAAACAGCUAACUGUGAAAAUAAAGAAGUAGUAAGUCUGUAAGUAACACAUGGUGCAUCUGUCUAAUACUUGACUGAGACUUGGAUUCAGAUGAGUCCAGGACCCACCAUUGACAUCUGUGGUAGGUGUAAAAGGUCAUUUGUCAGUGAAAUACUGGCAGCUUGGGGUUCCCAGGGUGCUAACAAAUCAUGAACUGAUGGGUCUCGUCUCAAUGUGGUUGCAAAAUAACAUACAGGGAAUGUUAAUAUGUAGCUAAUGCCAAGUGAGUUCUUUGGUCGGUGACACACAACAGAAGAAAAUGCCUGGCUGGAAAAACUGAUCUAGGCUCCAUUUGGGGGAAGCUGCAUAGGUCUUUGGAGUCUGUUGGGAGGAUAAAGCUUUUGCAUGGGGGGAGGGGGUUUUAUAAGCACAUUUCAGAGAGUUUUCUUUCAAUGUAUCUUAGACUCAAGGUCAAGUGGCAGCCAUACUGUAUGUUUAAUGGUAGCUGCCGCACAGACGUAGCCUUAUGAUGAAGGUUGCUGAGCAUGUGGAAAUUCUAUUGGAGUAAAAAUGAUCCCAUCCAUUUGAAAGGUGUCUACAUAAUUUAGCUGCACACUUCCUUGGUGUGAAUAAACAGAAGUAUUCAAAGCUGAGUGGUUUUGGGUGUGUUUGUUGUAGGCCCAAGCAAUAACCCAUGUGCUUUUUAAUUGGACGGAAGAAUGCACAACCCCA
Molecule: messenger RNA, 8357 nt
Organism: Mauremys mutica (yellowpond turtle)
Lineage: Eukaryota; Metazoa; Chordata; Testudines; Geoemydidae
Gene: ADAMTS17
Product: ADAM metallopeptidase with thrombospondin type 1 motif 17
Exons: 24
Coding region: 114-3521 (1135 amino acids)
Biological process (GO): extracellular matrix organization; proteolysis
Cellular component (GO): extracellular matrix
Molecular function (GO): metalloendopeptidase activity
Source: RefSeq, a predicted model, not a curated record